UUCGUUCGGUGCAAAGAAAAGUGGAGGUCAGAGGGAGUUAAUUGUGACGAUGAAUAAGCUGACCAGAAAAUGGCGAAAAUCUCAUGAAGACGACGACUUCUCUCUUCCUACUCACGAUGAUACUCGUCCCAUGGACACCCAAGAACAGGAGGAGUUGAUUCGAUCGUUAGAAAAGACUCAAUCUCAACAGAGUCGUCUAUGGAGGCGUCUGUUCGCAGCAAUUCUCUUUUGUUUUGCGCUAUUUCUUGUGUACUCCAUCUUCCAGCAGGCUUCAUCUCCAUGGGAACUGAGGUAUCAUGCUUACUUCAUGGAGGAGGUGGACUCGUGGAUGAUUAUAUCUGCAGAUUGGCUAGCUGUUUUAGCAUGUUCAUUGGCCAUCAUAGGGCUACUUCAUAACUCGAAGCAUCAUAGGCAAUGGAUGUGGUACUCGUGCUUUGCUGGCAUUAUAUUGGCAGUUUUCUGGUUAUAUUACAUGUUGAGAUUGUCAAAGUUCCGGUGGGAUGUUAUCUGGCUUCCAUUCGGGCCUGUUAGUGGAGCUGGAAUGUGUUUGUACGUGGAUCAUCUACUGUCGGAGUCAUCAGAAGAAAUUAGAAAGCUUCGAGGCUAUAUGUAUGCUUAUAAAGCCAUUUGAAAGGGAAUUGCGGUUGCUGUAGUGGAGUUUGAGCUAGAUUUUCAAAGAGAUACGGGAAAAGACUGAAGGAGUGAAGGACAUGGCUCCAGUGAUGUGUGAUGUUAUAUUAAGUUUUUGAUGUGGAUGUACUAAAUUCUGAAUGAAGCAACAAACCCCAAUUUAGUAUUUAAAAGCAAAUACAGAAUUGAUUAAUUAGAUGUA
Messenger RNA from Corylus avellana, 832 nucleotides. RefSeq names its product histone-lysine N-methyltransferase. NCBI's taxonomy places the organism in Eukaryota, Viridiplantae, Streptophyta, Magnoliopsida, Fagales, Betulaceae. The record is from RefSeq and is a predicted model, not a curated record.